CCCCGACACGGCACACCCACGGUUCACGAUUUUGUCAGUUGACAUGAUUUGCAGUUAAGCCGUAAUAAAAAGGAAAAGGAGGAGAUUCUACGGACGCAACUGGUGCUUGUCUUCAUCAUGAUUAUAAUGGAACCUUCAAUUUCUUGACCCUUCGCCGAAAUUUAGAUCUGUGAUGGAAAUUUUCAAAAAAGCCCAAACCGUCCGGCUAAUGAGCCACCACGACAAAUACCUCUCCGCCGACCGGAAGGACGAAUCGGUUUUCCAAUGCAGGGACGGCUCCACCAAGGCCGCGAAAUGGACCGUGGAAUUCGUCGAAGGGGCCCACUUCGUCCUCCGCCUGAAGAGCUGUUACGGCAGGUACCUGACCGCCACCGACGAGCAGUACCUUCUCGGCGUGACGGGCAGAAAGGUCAUUCAAACGGUACCUAAGAAACUGGACUCGAAGAUCGAAUGGGAACCCGUGAGGGAAGGGAACCUGGUGAAGCUGAAAACAAGGUACGGCAACUUUCUGAGGGCGAAUUCGGGAAUCCCCCCUUGGAGAAACUCAAUCACGCACGACAUUCCUCACAGGCAUCAAGACUGGAUUUUGUGGCAAGUUGAGAUUCUCGAAGUCCGUCCGGACUCGCCGGAAAAGAUCCCUAGAUCAGAUUACGCCGACGAUGACUUGUCCAACUUUAGGCUUGCCUCACCAUCUCUUUCCCAACACUCGCGAGGGGAGUCGGUCGAUGGGAGUGAAGGGCGGGUCAUAUAUUACUAUGUGGCGGAUGAUAACGGGAAUGUUGAGGAUAAUGGGGUUGAAUGGCCAUGCUUCCAUUUUAAAGGGAAUGGUUUGGAGGAAUUGAGUGAGAAGCUGGAGGAAGAGACAGGGCUUGAAGAUGUGAUCGUGUGCAUGCGCAACCCUUUGAAUGGCAAGGUUAUCCCUCUCCGCUUAGCUCUCCCGCCUAACAAUUCUACCAUGCAUGUCGUCGUUCUUCCUUCCUCUUCCAAAGCGGCUAGAGUCUUUCUGCCGGAAAGUUCACUCUCACCAUCUCAUUGUUGAUCAAUGAUCAAUCCAUCCCUCCACGGAUAGCUAGGGUGGUCAUUCAUACUCACAAGAGAGAAGAACAUUCAGAUAGCAUGGGGUUAUUCUUCUAUGAUUUGUUUUUGGGAUAAGGGUCAGAUAGGGCCUCGAACUCGAAAAAAAAAUGUCAAAUAAGGUCAUAUUUUGGAUGCUCUGUCUGGCCGACGCCAUUUGGGGCGGUUCCCGAUGGAAUUUUUUGAUAAAAUUUUUUGAGCAUCUUCCUCAUUAAGUCUAGUUUACCCAUACCAAAUUUCAGCUAAAAACUCAACCGGGAAGGUAGUCAAAUGAGUUUUUGAAGAUAACUGUGAAGUUAAACAACGCCGUACAUUUCGGAAAAUUAUUUGACUACCUUCCCGGUUGAAUUUUUAGCUGAAAUUUGGUAUGGGUAAACUAGACUUAAUGAGGAAGAUGCUCAAAAAAUUUCAUCAAAAAAUUCCAUCGGUAACCGCCCCAAAUGGCGUCGGCCAGAGAGAGCGUCCGAAAUAUGACCUUAUUUGACAUUUUUUUUCGAGUUCGAGGCCCUAUCUGACCCUUAUCCCUUUGUUUUUUGAUUGUGAUUUGGACGGAGUGAAUCUUAUGUUUGCUGAGUGUGUAAUAGCCUUCUUUGAUCCAACAAGGGGGGCAUUGAAUAAUGUAAAGAGGGAUUGAAGUGUCCAUCCUUAAUUUCAUGUUAGCACUUUAAUUUCAUUGUGCAAUGAUUGCCAAGCUCUACAAAUCAUUCUUGGAAAUCAACCUGUACUAAACGCUACUGUAUAAUAUAAGCUACAAACAGGGCCGUCUAGAGCAUUUAUGAGGCCCUAGACAAUCAAAUAGGCAGUUCAUUGAAAUAUAUAAUUUUAUUGAGCUUAACAAUACUCUGUAUAAAAAAUAUAAUAUCUUGUAAAUUACAUACAAAAUGUCG
Molecule: messenger RNA, 1961 nt
Organism: Cuscuta epithymum
Lineage: Eukaryota; Viridiplantae; Streptophyta; Magnoliopsida; Solanales; Convolvulaceae
Source: the annotation of a GenBank genome assembly